GAGGACCUUGCACCUCUGAGCCCUUGAUCAGCAUGACUGAGAGGGAGUCAUGCACUGGUCUAAUCAUGCUUUGCUCACCUCUUUCUUCUUGGCAGCCUGUGACAAUGAGCUCCACAGCUUCAUUUUGGUUUUAGCAAACAGAAGAAUCUUCUUUUUAACUGGUUUCUCAUGUUCCUUGCCAGUGCCUGUCCCUUAACAACCGCUUUUACAAUAGUCUCAAUAUUUGCAAGAGCUUGGAUGGGCACUGUUGGCGUCAGCAGCGGCUCUGUCUGAGGCACCUUCUGGGACAGGUUGAAGGCUGAAGAUCAUGAGAAGAGCCGCUGCCUGUUGGGUAGGCCCAACCAGGAAGGCCCCAGCGCACCAUCCCUUUCCUCUGCCAUCCAGCUUUGGCUCAGCCUCCCCCUGGCACACACCAGCUCCAACACGCCGCCCUUACCAGGAGCCCUGAGCCACAGCAGUGUCGAGACCUGCAAGAGCCCCACCGUGACAGGGACAGCCCAUCCCAGCGAAGGGUAAAAUGCUCUGUGGGUCUGGGAGCUUCGAGACUCGAUUUUAUCAACUUCAUCUUGACCACCACAGAGCCGGUGAUCCACUGGAAACAUGGGCGCUGGCAAGGAGCACCCCCGGCUGUGAUAGCCCUUCUGCCAGGGUCUGCAGGGAAGGGGUUUGUGGUAGGGGGCACAUCCUCAUCUUUCACAGGCAUCCUCGUCUGUCAGGGAAUUUUAAGCAAUAAUGAUGCUGAUACAAUGCAGCUGGGAGAGGGUGCCAAAGAGCAGAGCACUGUGUGGGGUGCAUGGGGAGGUUACGUCCCUGCCAUGGUGGUGGAGGGGUCGGCACCGCCUGCUGCUGCCCCCACAAGCCACUGUGUAAGGGAGAUGCUCUGUAUCCUUGGGCUCCUGUGUGGGUGACCGGGAGCUCUCACCAUGGCAAUAAAUGCCCUUCCCCAGCCAGUGACGUGUUUCCUUGUGAAGAUGCAGAAGGGGCACAUCCCUCCUCCUUGCUGCAGCCAAGGAGCCCUUCUUCCUCCUGGCUCAGAUGCCUUGUCCCGUGGGAGCCAAUGGCCGGGUGGCCCCACGCAUUAGCCUGACUUGUCAUCUCAUUAUCCACCCUCCUGCUAAUCCUGGCUGAGCGGGGCUCAGCUGCUGGCCAUGGCUGCACAAACACCGCUGCCCCUCAACCUCCGGCGGGGCUUGACGGCAUUCAGCAGCUCCCUUUUCAUCAAUAACAAGACAUGGGACAGUGGCGCUGCCCACAUCUACCGCCCAGGUACGCCCGGGGGGGCUCAGCAGAGCGGGGAUGGAGGCUUUUGCUGCUGCUUCAGCACUGCAGGCACUCAGCUUGACAAUGCUGCUGGCAGCAAAGGGUCCCAGUGCCCAACCAGCAACGAGUUGGAGCAAACUCAGGGCAUUUGCUGCAAGCAGUGGCUUUUGCCCCCAUGCUGCGAGGCAGGGGCUCCCCACAGGAAGCAAGGCUGGGGGUGGUGGUGGUGCUGGGGGCCUUGCCCAGCCCUGCCCAGCCCUGCCUUGCCCUACCUAGCCCACGAGGUGCUGGCCAGCCUCCCCCUCCAGAUGAUGCUCUACUUCAACGCCUGCUACUUCCCCUUCUGGUGCCUGGGCGAGGGGAUGAUGCUGCAGCUGAAGUACAGCCUGCUGCCUCGCUACUACCAGCUCCUCCUGCUCGCUGCCUUCCUCAUCCUCACGCUGACUGAAGGUGCCCGGCUCUACCUGGGCUACAUCGGGAACCUGCAGGAGAAGGUAAGGUUGCCAAGUCCUAUGAGGUCCUGGAAAGGUAAUCCUGGGGCAGUGUUCCCCCCAGAGGGGGGGACCCACCCCAUCAAGGGCAUCCACAUUCCCCCUCAGCAGCCUCUGCCCAAACAGGUGCCUGAGCUUGCUGGGUUCCUCCUUCUAUCCUUCCUGAUCCAGCUCCCCCUCCUGCUGUUCCUGCUAACGGAUGACCACAUCAUCCGGCUGCCGCUGGAGAUGGCUGUGCACAGCCUUUUCCUGGCCUUCCUCAUCUCUGAGGUCGUGGCUGCCUUCCUGGCGCUGAGGGUGAUGACCACACAGCUCGCGGCACAGUUCUACCUGCAGCAGUUCACGAGCGGCGGACGGGGCAGGAGCCUGACCAAGGGUGAUGAUAUGGGACCUGUCCCACCCUGGAGUCAGUUCCUCUGAGGGCAAGGAGCAUUAAACAGCACUCAUCCCCCC
Oxyura jamaicensis (ruddy duck) is the source of this 2204-nucleotide messenger RNA. RefSeq names its product transmembrane protein 17B-like. Gene Ontology annotation, cellular component: ciliary transition zone. The coding region runs from base 1149 to 2171 and encodes 340 amino acids. The transcript has 3 exons. Lineage: Eukaryota; Metazoa; Chordata; Aves; Anseriformes; Anatidae. The record is from RefSeq and is a predicted model, not a curated record. Gene Ontology annotation, biological process: non-motile cilium assembly.